CUUCUUAGGGAUUGGAAGGGGUGACUUCCGCCUUGCUGAAGAAAGUUGAGGUAGGGAGGUUUGUUGCCUUCUUGAUUUUGCAAAAUGGACAGCCAGGGGAGGAAAGUGGUGGUUUGUGACAAUGGAACUGGGUUUGUGAAGUGUGGUUAUGCAGGGUCCAACUUCCCAGAGCACAUUUUCCCUGCACUGGUGGGCAGGCCCAUUAUCCGCUCCACAGCUAAAGUGGGAAAUAUAGAAAUCAAGGAUCUAAUGGUUGGGGAUGAGGCCAGCGAGCUGCGCUCCAUGUUGGAGGUGAACUACCCCAUGGAGAACGGCAUUGUCAGGAACUGGGACGACAUGAAACACCUGUGGGACUAUACCUUUGGUCCCGAGAAGCUCAACAUUGACUCACGCAACUGCAAGAUCCUGCUCACCGAGCCACCGAUGAACCCCACCAAGAACAGGGAGAAGAUCAUCGAGGUGAUGUUUGAGACGUACCAGUUUACAGGGGUCUACAUUGCUAUCCAAGCUGUGCUAACCCUAUAUGCUCAAGGCCUAUUAACUGGUGUGGUGGUGGACUCGGGCGAUGGCGUCACCCACAUCUGCCCUGUGUACGAGGGCUUCAGCCUGCCCCAUCUGACACGACGCCUAGACAUUGCCGGGAGGGACAUCACCCGCUACCUCAUCAAGUUAUUGCUCCUGAGGGGCUAUGCCUUCAACCACUCGGCCGACUUUGAAACGGUGAGGAUGAUGAAGGAGAAUCUGUGCUACGUGGGCUACAACAUCGAGCAGGAGCAGAAGCUGGCCCUGGAGACCACCGUGCUGGUGGAGUCCUACACGCUGCCUGAUGGUAGGGUGAUCAAGGUGGGAGGUGAGAGGUUUGAGGCCCCUGAGGCUCUGUUCCAACCCCACCUCAUCAACGUGGAGGGGGUGGGGGUAGCAGAGCUUCUCUUCAACACCAUCCAGGCAGCAGACAUCGACACCAGGUCUGAGUUCUACAAACACAUUGUGUUGUCGGGGGGCUCCACCAUGUACCCCGGCCUGCCCUCUCGACUGGAGAGAGAGCUCAAGCAGCUCUACCUGGAGCGCGUGCUGAAAGGAGACGUCGAUAAGCUCUCGAAAUUUAAGAUCCGCAUCGAGGACCCUCCUCGGCGUAAACACAUGGUUUUCCUGGGAGGGGCUGUGCUUGCAGACAUCAUGAAGGACAAGGACAACUUCUGGCUCACCAGGGAGGAGUACCAAGAGAAGGGCGUACGAGUGCUUGAGAAACUCGGAGUCACCGUCAGAUAAAGCGUGCACACACACACACAUACACACAUAGACAGACACAAGUGUAACUAAUGAUGCUGGAGAAAUAAAAGAUUGAUUAUCAGAAUAAUUCUCAUUUACACACACUAUUGCAGAGUAUAUAUCUAUUUAUCUUCCUUCUCAUUUUUGCUGUAUUACACCAUCAUCAUUACACCUCUCCUUUCUUCUCUCCUCAUAUUCAUCCACCCCUCCCAGACUUUUACAUUGAUGUUCGGUGAAUCCUAUGGUGUGACUUGGGGCCAGGGUGUGCACUAAUAAAAAUGUUAAAAGCACAUGAUAGGUGAAGGCAAUAUGACAGGCGUGUUUAUGUGAUUAAUAACCUGUGGAUAGACUGCAAAUUUUAUUACGUAUAUUUGCUCACAGAGCUUAUACAGAUACACAUUAUCUGCUUACCCUGUGUUGUCAGACGUGUGUGAACAAAGACCUAGGGCCAUGGUGGACUAUUGGGAUGCCUGCCGUGAUAAAGAUGAUUUCUCUGUUUCCGUAGAAUAAUCUUAGGCCCAGUUUAAACACUUUAUAAGUGUGUCGUUCCUUCCCUCCCUGAGGCAAUCUCGUUAAAUUGGCAUGUAAACAGUCUUGUUCUGAUGUCUCAAAUCCAGACGUGUUAAAUUCGAUCCUUAAAAAAAAUAAAAAGCCCUCAAUCUGAGUUAGUAACGUAUAAAUCUAUGUUAGGUUGUGUGACAAUGACACAAACAGGUGAAGCUAGAUACCUGGUCCCAAAUCAACACAAGCCCCUACCCUGUACUUGUAAAAACAAUUAGGCAUAUUUUAAGGGUGAACAGAUAUAGUAUGUAUUGUUCUGACACGGUCUGAAGUGUCCAUCCACCACCUCCACUUCUUGAUCUCACAAGUGCUGAGGGGAGCAGGUGGUAAGAACAAGUUGUCAUGGGGUCAUCCCUACAGCUUACACCCUAGCUUACACCCUAUGGCUAGAGCUACAAAUCCCCUCAUUUCUUUCAGUUUUGAACCUAUUCCAUGAGGACUGAACAAGUUUGAAACAUUGUUUUAUAUGCAUCACAAUAACUUUUCUAUCUUGGGAGAGAGAUUUCUUUUGCUUAUUUUCUGUCAGAUGUAUUUGUUUUAUAUAGUUUUUUUUUUUAUAAACGUAUGUUAAUUUUAAAUGGAGUACACGCUCCUUGUUAUUAUGAAGAAAUUGUGAGAAUGAUGUAUUUAAGGGACUCCACUCCAAACCUUGAUUAGGGUAACGGUACAAAUGGUCAUUGAAGAUGGUUCCAAAUUGCCCGAUUUGUCGUCAGAGAUUGUACUUAGUCAUUGUCUUUCAAAUGGAACCUUAACACUGUUAAGUAUUUGAAUAAGAUCAUUGUUUUAAGUUUUGGCUUCAAGAACAGAAGUGGCUGUAGAUUUUUGGCCUUAUUGCUUAUCUUUUUUCCUGUCCGAUGUACAGAAGUGAAACAGGGUGAGUAGAGCAGUCUGGAACCAGGCCACAACAAGGGUAGAUCUGUUGUAUGUUACUGACUGAGAUAUUAUGGUCUUGGCCUUACAAUGAACAUUAUAUAUUUUGGAGCCACUUGUUUUUGUUGUUGUCAUGAAUGUUAAUUUUUUCCAUAUAAUUUGUUGAGUGCCAAGAGCGGUUAUUGUUAACUGAGUUUCUCAUGGUUGAAUAUGUUUAUGUUUGUCUUUUUUUCUUGUAUAGUACAUAGUAUAACUGUUUAACGCUGAUUUAAAUAAAAAUAAUUGAUUUAUAAAUA
Osmerus eperlanus (European smelt) is the source of this 2996-nucleotide messenger RNA. RefSeq names its product actin-related protein 2-B. Gene Ontology annotation, biological process: Arp2/3 complex-mediated actin nucleation. Gene Ontology annotation, cellular component: actin cortical patch; Arp2/3 protein complex. Gene Ontology annotation, molecular function: actin filament binding. The record is from RefSeq and is a predicted model, not a curated record. NCBI's taxonomy places the organism in Eukaryota, Metazoa, Chordata, Actinopteri, Osmeriformes, Osmeridae. The transcript has 9 exons. The coding region runs from base 85 to 1269 and encodes 394 amino acids.